Cetraspora pellucida is the source of this 580-nucleotide messenger RNA. Lineage: Eukaryota; Fungi; Glomeromycota; Glomeromycetes; Diversisporales; Gigasporaceae. The record is from the annotation of a GenBank genome assembly.
AUGGUAUUACAAGUUGACUUGGUUCUCAAAAGUCAUUAUAUUGUUACUAUUGUUCUUGCCUGCAUUAGUUGGAUUAUACUACUUGGUGGUACUAGUGCCAUCACAUCUUUAUACAGUAAUGGAGGCGGUCCUUUGGCUGCCCUUUGGUUCCACUUGAUUUAUGAAUUGGGCGUCAUACUUGGUCUCUUUACGGUUAUUGCGGAUAACUCUAUGAAACACUACCGCUUUACUUUUAAGGCUUUUGUGGCUGGUGCCAUCCUUCUUGCUAUGAUCAAUCUUUUUUGGUUACUUGUGGUUGGAUCAGAGGAAGAUUCUUAUGCAGUAAAAAUGGUUAAUGAUUCUUAUAGCAAUCUUAGCAAUAUAAAUUUUGGUCCUAUAAGUCAGAACAUCAUUCCUCAAUUUGCCCCUAAAACAACAUCAAUGCAUAAUUCUGACGUUAGAAGUCAACAAUUAAAUCAUGGAAGUCCCGAAGAUCGUACCGAACUCUCAUUUGUUAAAGGCGAUCACCUUGACAUUGCUAGUAAAGAAGGUAAAUGGUGGCAUGCAAGAAAAGCCGAUGGUACAACUGGUAUUGCACCAA